AUGCAUUGGUGUCAAAUUAUAUUCUCGGCGCUAAUAUUUAUCCACACCGCGCAAUCUUGGUCCCCAACAGAUUCUUAUGCUCCAGGUAAAGUUCAGUGUCCCAAUUCUGACAUCUUGAGAGUUGCUGAUAGUAUAUCUGAAGAAGAGAAAUCAUGGCUUAGCGGAAGAGACAAAGUGACUAAUGAAAAGCUUGUUGAGUUUCUCAAGUAUGCCAACAUGUCUCAGAUCGAUCCAGAGGACUAUGGCAACAUGAACAAGAGCAUUCACAUUGGAUUAGCGUUUUCCGGUGGUGGAUAUCGUGCUAUGUUGAAUGGAGCGGGCCAGAUGAGUGCCUUGGAUGAGAGGACUAGCGGUCCAGAUGGCGGAAAUGCAAGUGGUUUAAAUGGUCUUCUCCAAGCAAGUACUUAUAUUGCUGGUUUAUCCGGUGGAAGUUGGCUAGUUGGAUCCAUCGUGUUCAACAAUUUUACAUCUGUGGAAGAUAUUGUAAAUCAGAAAACUGAUAUUUGGAACUUAAAACACUCAAUUGUCAACUAUGGUGGUAUCAAUGUUGUGAAAACAUAUGAAUACUACAAAGGUAUAUUAGACGAUAUAGAUGAUAAAGAGGAUGCUGGAUACGAUUUGUCCUUUACAGAUGUAUGGGGGAGGGCAUUAGCACACCAAUUUCUUACUACACUUAACGACACAGGCGCAUCUUUAACAUUUAGUUCGGUUCAAGAUUGGGAUGUGUUCAAGAAUCACGAAAUGCCUUUCCCAAUAUUCAUUAGUGACACACGAGCAGAGGGGACUAAAAUCAUUAAUUUGAAUUCAAGUUUGACAGAAUUUAACCCGUUUGAGAUGGGAAGUUUCGACAAGAGUAUUUACCAAUUUGCAAAAAUUAAAUACUUGGGUACCGAGUUGAGUGAUGGAGAUACCAAUGGAACGUGUAUUGGUGGAUAUGAUAACGCUGGCUAUAUCAUGGGUACUUCUUCCACGUUGUUUAAUCAAUUUUUAUUGCAGAUCAACACCACAUCGUUGCCAUCAAUUGUGAAGAGAGUUGUUACUUCAUUAUUGGAUCGUGUGAGCAACCACGAAAAUGAUGUUGCAGUAUAUGAUCCAAAUCCAUUUUACGAUACCAGCGUCGGAACUUCAAGCAACUUGGCAGGAAAUGAAACCUUGGUUUUGGUUGAUGGCGGUGAAGAUGGACAGAACGUUCCCUUGUGGCCACUUAUUCAACCUGCUCGUGAUGUUGAUGUUGUUUUCGCAUUUGAUAACUCAGCUGAUACCGAUGGCUAUUGGCCCAAUGGUACAUCGUUGAUCAAAAGCUAUGAAAGGCAAUUUGUUAAUGCAGGUAAUGGUACCAUUUUCCCAUACGUGCCAGAUGCAAAUUCGUUUAUCAAUUUGAACUUGACUGCUAAACCUACGUUUUUUGGAUGCGAUGCUAGAAACUUGUCAUCGUUACUCCACAAUAAUAACACCAACAGCAAUCUGUCUAGCUCUUAUACUGUUUAUGAUUCACCAUUGAUUGUGUACAUUGCCAACAGACCAUUUUCAUACUGGACCAACACAUCCACAUUUAAGUUGCUGUACGAUGAUGACGAACGUAACCCAAUUAUCCAAAACGGAUUUGAAGUUGCCUCGAGAAACAACUUGACAUUGGAUCCUGAAUGGCCAGCUUGUGUUGGAUGUGCCAUCAUUAGAAGACUGCAAGAAAGAAAUGGAGAGGAACAAUCCGACCAAUGUAAGCAAUGCUUUGAAAGGUAUUGUUGGGAUGGAAGUUUGGAUUCAGAAGGAACCAAGUUGAACUUUACUGAAACAGGAACCACCAAUGGAGAGGAAAGUAGUUUAGAAAGUGCCUCGACAUCUUCUAGCACAUCAAGCUCAUCAUCUAGCUCUUCACAUGGCGGAAAGAAGAACGAUGCUAGUGCAAAGUCAUUCAGUUGGAGUUUGUUGUUUGGUUUGCUCUUGAUGGUAGGGUUCGUGGGCGUAGAUCAAUUCUAA
This is a messenger RNA of Lodderomyces parapsilosis, 1977 nucleotides long. Its product is annotated as lysophospholipase family protein. NCBI's taxonomy places the organism in Eukaryota, Fungi, Ascomycota, Pichiomycetes, Serinales, Debaryomycetaceae. Gene Ontology annotation, biological process: glycerophospholipid catabolic process. The transcript has a single exon. Gene Ontology annotation, molecular function: A2-type glycerophospholipase activity. Gene Ontology annotation, cellular component: intracellular membrane-bounded organelle; cytosol; plasma membrane. The record is from RefSeq and is a predicted model, not a curated record. The coding region runs from base 1 to 1977 and encodes 658 amino acids.